Peronospora matthiolae is the source of this 1047-nucleotide messenger RNA. The record is from the annotation of a GenBank genome assembly. NCBI's taxonomy places the organism in Eukaryota, Oomycota, Peronosporomycetes, Peronosporales, Peronosporaceae.
AUGGGCGAUGUGAUCCGCGUGCUGCUCUUGAACCCCGUGACGAGCGUCACGUCGCUCGUGUGUCUGCAGCGUCCGCUGGAGUGGGAGAGCGUGCUGAGCGACUUUUAUCAGGUCAUUACGAACUCGGACGACGAGCCCGCGCCGAGUAUUUUGGCCAAGUGCAAAGUGCUACUGCACCCGACCAAGUCAAAAAGCGAAAAAGGAGUUGUGGUUCGCAAAAGUGCACUGAAUCGGUCGAUUCGGGAUGGAGAUCUCUUGUCUCUGGAAGGAUUCCAGCUCAAUGAAGCAACCGGACCUCCUCCUGAACUGCUGGAUAUAAUGGAGACGCUGGAUUUCCAUGACUUGGACGCUGAGUUGGCUCCGUCUGAUACGGUCAAAUGCAGUGAUUCCACGGUAACCAACAAGUCGGUACUGGAGACGGUACCGUCUUGUUCUGUAUCAACCGUGGGUGCAUCUCGAGGCAACUCACGCCAGUCCAAGCGAGGACGCAGUCUCUCGUCCAAGUUCUGGCUCGUGAACAAACUGGCAGCCAGUGGCAAGAUUAGUAAAGAGCAGAAAGAUUCGCUCAAGAUGCUGCUCAUUGCAUCGGACGACUCGGCGCUGCAUCAAGCUUUCGAGCAGUAUGAAGAGACGGGGGACUUGGAUACGCUGCUCAAUUUGCAUGUGAACUCGAAGAAGUCGUUCGUGGGUUUGCCUCCGCUGUCCACGGAAGCUUUUGACUUCCAGCUGACGCAAAACAUUGAGAACGAGUUGGAUUUGCUUUCCAUGCGAAGCUUCCACGUUGGUGGAGGCGACACGUGCUCUCCGGUUAGUGAGGCGCUUUCAUCUGGUACGCUGUUACCGGCAAGGCCGACGACGAGUGCUGUUGCUUGCAACGAGCCGAUUCCGUUUACCAACUCAAAUGGCGACGUUGUGGACCCGUUGGACGCCUUGUUAGAGUCGACGUUGGACUCGCUGCCUAUGCCAAUUGGUCAUGGUGACGGACAGAACUUGCCGUCGGCACUGCCAGGUGAUUUGCACGGCAUGGAGGAAUGGCUGCAGGAUUAG